CUCCGGCUUCGAAGGCUGCUGCGACCCAAUCAGACUCGGUUCGUUUUCAGUUUUAGUUCCCGUGCAAGUCCCGAAGCGUUUGGUUGUGUCUCCGGAAAACACAUCACAUCCUCUGCUCUCGCAUCCAGCGAAAUUCGCGCGCGUAAUUCGGACUUUUGUGCUGCCCGGAAAGUAGGCAACGCGGAUUGUGCUGCCCCGGAAAACGGGGCAAAUGUGACAGUGUGCUCACCCAAAACGCGAAUGGUGCAAGAAGUCUUCACCACAAACUGCUGCUACUGCUGCCCCAUGUGUGUGUCGUGUCCUUAAAGCUUUAACAUUGCUCGAAACGUAGGAUUUUUAUGAAUGAACCGCUUGGGCGGCAGGCGUUACAGCAGGCAUCGGCUCUUGGUAAUUGUGUGUACUGAUUAAAAUUUGUGAUAAGGCGCUGAGGCUGAAGGAUAUAUGAGACUACAAGACAGAGCGUGUCCUGUCUACAAUUACCAAAAGGCUUUUGCUGGAAAUACCAUUUGAUACACGACGAAAGUCAAACGGUCGAAGCGUUUUAAUUGCCUCCGGCAAAAAGGACUUCCUGCUGCUGUCCGAAAGUGCGUGCAAUUCCAAGUCCGCCUUCCUAUUCCUCGAAGUGUGCGUGCGUGUUUGUGUGUGUUGAAGUGAAGUGUGCGCGUGUCGCAGACAGGCAAAGGACGCCAAACAAGCUAAAUCUCCUAGGCCAGACAAGCCUUUUUGACCCGUCGACAGCCUUCAAAGCGGCUUAACCCAUCAGCAAGCAGUGUGGUGUCUGGAGAGAAGCACUCGCAUACAUCAGUACAGGGACAGUGUUUGUGGGCAGGCUGCAAUUUGCCAGCAAAUGGAAACACAAUUAUGGGAAAUUCGAACCAAACUGCGUCAGAGUUCAUUAACAACAAAAACACAGUAAACACCAACAACAACUACAGCAACAAAAUGUAAAGGGCCCUAAGAGUGGACUUUAAAGAAGGGCCCGCUCAGCUUUUGCUUGGAAGUGGGCUAAGAAGUAGAAGGCAGCUCCAGGAAAACAAGAAUUCCAAUUGCAACAACUAUUCGGGGGACAAAAGCAAUAAAUUCAACAGAAAAACCUUCAACAAACCAAAACAAGCAAAAAAAAACUUCAACAAUAAGAAGAACGAACCGCCAGAAACCACAGAAAAAUACGCAACAUAAAUGAAGUUAACAAUCUGUCAAAUUGCUAAAUUAUUUCUGCUGUUGACAGCCUUCUUCUUUCUCAAUUCCCCCCAUAGUGCUGCCUCUUUAGCCAUCAGCUCCUCCUCGACCACUACCACUACCACCACCGACUCCUCCAUCAGUUCCUCCUCCUCCUCGUCUUAUACCACUUCCAGUUCCAUCUCGCAACCAGCCAACGCUUCGGUGUCCUCAUUGGGUGUCCUUGUCCUGCAAACGACCAAGAAAGCAAGUGAAUCUGGUGCAGCACCAACAGCUGUGGCUACGUGGACUUCCGCAACAGCAGCAGCAGCAGCUGAAACAGCAACAACACUUAGCAGCAAUUCAAUUUGGAAACCAGCAAUAGCCACAGAAGCAACAUCAUCCACAAGGAACCCACGUAAUGCGCGUGAAGCUGAACGUCAGAGACGUCAAAAUCAACAGGACACAGAGCAACAGCAGAAAGAGCAACAGAAGCGACAGCAACACCCAGAUAAGCGACAAGAAGAGCAGCAACAUUAUCAUCAGCACCAGCAGCGAAAGGUGCAACAAGAGGAGAAGAGACAGAUGCAACAGAACGUGCAACAGCAGAAGCAACAACGUCAAAGAAGACAGCAGAAAGAACACCAAAAAGCAAUCCCCAAGGCUCAACGGGUGGGCGUUUUAAUACCGCCAUCGUUGCACACUGAUAUGAUGCAUGUGCAACAGGGUUUCCACAAUUUUCUCGACUUUUUCCAACUGCACUUGUCUAAUGUCAGCGUCGAUUUUCUACGUGAUGUGGAUUUAAGUGGCUUCAUUAAAUUACUGGAGCUGCCGAAAUACACCAGCGUUGUAAAGACUUUAAAUGCGGGCAUUAAUGCAGACACCGACGUGGACCUGAACCAGAAUCUGAUCCCGAACCAAAAUGGAAACGGUGGGAAUAGCUCUGCAAAUGUGGACAUUGACCCAGCCAAAAGGCAGCAGCCACGUCAGCAGCAUCAGCAGGAGCCUCAGCAGCAUCAUCAGCAGGAGGCCAAAGUGAAUCAGUUGUCAGCAGGAGACUGGAAGGAGAGGAAUCAUUGGAACGAUGCCCGCAGCUUGGGUCACUGUCAUCAGCUGGCAGAACAACUGGCACACGAUUAUAAUAAGACCAUCGUGCUGUGGCCCUGUCCGCGAAUGAAAAUCUCAAGCAAUUUUCUGCCAUCAUUCGAGGCAAUUUCCCUGGCCGUGCAGAGCAUUGCCAGCAAACUGAAUUGGUCGCAGGUUGAUAUCUAUGUUGGCGACGACAAUUGGGGCCUAGGACUGGCCAUAGCGGCCAACUUGCAUGUACCAUAUCGCAUUGAAAUUGGCAGGACAGUACGUGACCUGCAUGGUCAGGAUAAGCCAGGCAAAGCAAUUAUUAUCACGGCCCCACUGAACGAUGACAGUACGCUCCGUUUGCUGGACAGCAUGGAAAAGGUAGUGGCGGAUGGGGAGGAGGCGGCUGAGGCAGCGCCUCCCACCAAACAGCACACGAAAAUACUUCUCAUCGAUAUGGUGGCCAGCUCAUUGAAUGUCGAGCAUCGGUUCUACAAAUAUCUGGCCCACCUUCGACGCCACCAUCCCCCGCCACUGCAUCAGGCCACUGGCGGGAACUCCAGCUCCGUUUCGGGGCUGGUAACCAGCAAUCUGUUGGUGCUGACGCUGCUGAGCGAUAAGCAUCGACACUUUCUGAAUGCCGCCGGUCUGAUGGCCACAAUGCAGAAUUUUCGGAUGCCACCACAGGGAGAGCAGACCAGCGAUGACGCUUCGACCGGUGGAACCACCACCGGUGGGUCCGGGGCCCAUCGCAAUGCCAGUGUGGAUGAACUUUACCCUUACAUAAAGCUCUUUCCCCUGUACGAUCUGAUUGUCACGCACAUUGCCGCGGCGGCGGCCCAAGCGAAUGCCAGUCGAACGGAAGCCAUUCCCAAAUAUGAUUUCAUAGUGCUGGACAUUGUGCGGGAUGCCAACGUUCAGAUGGUGUCCACCAGCUACAAAUGGCGGCCUCUGCUCAUCCUGGAGUGGAGUGACAGAAGGAGGAUGGCGAACGGUGCCGCGGAUGGGGGCAGCGAGGACUCUUACAUCACCCACUCUGUGCAACCGGGCUACGAUGAAUGGCUGCUGGUGAGCAGCGUCCAAUUGUGGCAUUGCGGUGCCAUCUGCUGGACCAUCGUGGCCAUCUGUGUGGGCCUUCUGAUGAUCAUUGUGGCAGGCAGUGUGGCCGCCGGAAUAGCCCUGAGAAACUAUUUCCUGCGACAGCGCCUCUCCAAGGGUCCCAAUAAGAUAGUCCUAUCCGCCAGUGACUUUGUCUUCCCAGUGGACUCACGAAGGGUGGAUGAAGGUAUUGAGGCCAUGCUCUGCUGUUGGCUGCAGCAGCUCCAGGAGUUCGGUGGUCCCGAGGUGGACAAGCCCGAUCUGCUGAAGGGCUCCAUUGGAUCGCUUAAGAAUCUGGGCUUUGUGAUACCCGGAGCAGCAGCCUCCACGGGUGGCGUGGGUAGUUCCACCACGACCACGGUGAAUGGAAAGCGAGGAUCAUCCGCCGCGGGCAGCCUGGCCAGGCACAAUCCCGCACACCUCGACAUGAGAGCGCGCUACAACGGGGAUCUGGUGCAGCUCAAGGAAAUCCACAUGAAUGGUUCCGCAGAGCUGCGUUCGAAGGCCAUGGAUCUGCUGGUGAUGGCUCAUGGACUGAGGCACGAGAAUAUCAAUCCGCUGAUUGGUUGGCUCUCUGAUCCGAACCGCACGGCAAUGGUGUUUGACUAUUGCUCUCGGGGAUCCCUGCAGGAUGUCCUCAUAAUGGAUGAGAUCAAGCUGGACUGGUCCUUCCGCCUCAGCCUGCUCACGGAUCUAGUCAGAGGCAUGCGCUACCUUCACACCUCUCCGCUGCGCGUGCAUGGAGCUCUCACCUCUCGUAAUUGUGUGGUGGAUGCCCGUUGGGUGCUAAAAAUCACCGACUAUGGACUCAAUUCCUUCUACGAGGCUCAGGGCCUGCCACUGAUGCCGCGCAGCGCCAAGGAGUUGCUCUGGACAGCCCCUGAGCUGCUGCGCCUCAUGAAGACCCAUCAGCAGCAGCACCUGCAUCACCACCAGCACCACGGACGCAUCCAGUUCGGCACGCAGCUCGGGGAUGUCUACUCCUUUGGCAUCAUCAUGCAGGAGGUGGUGGUGCGCGGAGAGCCCUACUGCAUGCUCUCCCUCUCGCCGGAGGAUAUUAUUGCAAAGAUUAAAAAGCCACCGCCACUGAUACGUCCCUCCGUUUCGAAGGGUGCUGCACCGCCGGAGGCCAUCAAUAUCAUGCGUCAGUGCUGGGCCGAGCAGCCAGAUAUGCGACCAGAUUUUAAUUCCGUUUAUGAACGCUUCAAGAUGCUAAAUCAUGGUCGAAAGGUGAACUUUGUGGAUACAAUGUUCCAAAUGCUGGAGAAGUACUCGAAUAAUCUGGAGGAGCUGAUACGAGAGCGCACCGAUCAAUUGGAUAUUGAAAGAAAGAAGACUGAACAGCUGCUGAAUCGCAUGUUGCCAAGUUCUGUGGCUGAGAAACUCAAAAUGGGCUUGGGCGUUGAUCCUGAAGAGUUCUCCGAUGUUACCAUAUACUUUAGCGAUAUUGUUGGUUUUACAACAAUUGCCGCACACUGCAGUCCCGUGCAGGUUGUGGACUUACUAAACGAUCUCUACACGAUCUUUGAUGCCACCAUCAAUGCGUAUAAUGUGUACAAGGUGGAGACCAUUGGCGAUGCCUAUAUGGUGGUGAGUGGCCUGCCCGUCAAGAUACCCGAUCAUGCUGAACAGAUAGCCACUAUGGCCUUGGAUCUGCUGCAUCAGAGCGGUCGCUUCAAUGUCAAGCAUCUGCCUGGUGUGCCGCUCCAGCUGCGCAUUGGUCUGCACACUGGGCCCUGCUGCGCCGGCGUGGUGGGUCUGACUAUGCCACGCUACUGUCUUUUUGGCGAUACAGUCAACACAGCCUCCAGAAUGGAGUCUACAGGUUCCUCCUGGCGCAUACACAUGUCACAGGAGACACGCGAUCGGCUGGAGGCGCGUGGUGGCUAUGCCAUAGAGCCUCGAGGACUCAUCGAUAUCAAAGGCAAGGGCAUGAUGAACACAUUCUGGCUUCUGGGCCGGAAGGGUUUUGAUAAGCCAUUGCCAGCACCACCGCCAAUUGGGGAGUCGCAUGGCUUGGAUGAAUCGCUUAUAAGGAACUCCAUCACGUUGAAAGCGCAGGCGAAUAAAUCCCGCACGAGCACGAAUCCUUCAUCAUCGCAGAGUUCCUCGCUGGCUGGGGAAUCUGUGGAGGUGAAAGUGGAGAUUACGCCGCCAGCCAAUUCGGAUAUGGCCUCCGUGGGACAUCUGCCCAACUCGUACUCGCUGGACUCCAAUUCCACCAAUACGAUCAGCCCGAAUGCCACACUCUGUCCGGAGUUUCCUGGCAAGGCGACGCCCAGCAGCACGAGUCCACAGUCCCGUAAGCUGUCCGAACUAACGCCGGACAAUUUAUUGAAUCCGAACAGCUUCAAUCGGCUGCCCAACUCCACAGGCGGCUCCAGCUCGCGGCUUUACAAGAAGAUCGAGGAGAUGAUGGACCUCAGCUCCCCCUACAACCACUACAAGUGUCUCAGUCCCAGCGAGAGCAAUCUGACCAAGUUCUACGAUGGCAAGUAUUUGUACGGCAAUGCGGGGGCCUGUCUCGGCGUAGGGGCAGGCGUGGCCAUUGGCCCGGGCAGCGGUGGUGGCGGCUCGAUGGGCGGCAGUACGGCGAAAUUUGAUAGCAAACCUGGCUCCAGUCGCCUGCUGCGUCGCCAGUUCAGUCUCGAUCGUGACGACCGGCAGGCGAAGGGAGAGCAACAGCAUCAGCACUCUCUGCAGGCCACCAACUACGCGGCCUUGGUGAGUGCCAGCAAGAGCUCGAUGUUGGACAUUCCCCUCAUCCAUGAGACGCAGUCGCGCAGCCCCAAGGGCACCCUGACGCGUGCCCACAAACAGAACUCGUCGUCGAUCACCCAGGAUCUGGAGAAGAUCGAGGAGAUUCCGCUGUCGCCCGCAUCGUCGCAGCAUCACAGCAGCCUAGACAGCAAUCUCAAUCGUAGUCCGCCCUCCACACUGGAGGCGCAGUCACCGCCGCUGCCGCCCCUGGCCCUGAGUCCGCCCCUCCUGUCGGCCCCCACAUCGCCGGCGCCAUCCCGCACCCUCAAUGGCAUCUAUGCCCAUAGUCCCACAAAUAACAACAACAAUGGUAGCCCCAAUACUGCCCCAGAGCUGACCUUGAAUGUGGAGCAACUCUUGAGCAGAUAGGGCACAAUCUAAGGCCCAAACAGCUGGCCAACAAACCAAGCUUUAGGCCCACAAGUAGGCCAAAAAAAUAAACCCGAUUAAUCGAAUGAAUCUGAGUGUGAAUACGAAAGAGAGAGUGUGAAUGUGAAUGAGUUUGUGGCGCGUGUUGUGAUGUGGAAAGCAAAGUACCUCGGAUGCAUGCAAAACUUGGUUGCAGCUGCGAAAUGAAAGUACAAUUUAGUUGAGGAUUAUUAAUACCCCCAUCACUGUCCAUUGUUCCAUAGAAUGAAUCCUACAAUAUACUCGUACUCUUCCUCAAUGAGUGUGCCAAAAUCUACACCAAAAUCUGAAUAUAAUCAAAUGCAUCUGAAACUUCUCCUGACUGUCUCUCGUAAUCAAAAUAAAACACACACAAAUAUAGUUAUUAUACAUAUGUCUGAUCUGAUCUGAACUUUCGGGCUGUUUCUUUGUUCCACUUGCAUGGGUUUUCAAUUACAAAAACUAAACAUAGAAUAUACAAUAAACAUACAGAUAUUAUAUACACACAUGAUGUUCCUUUUUCGAGAAUUAAAAAAUUGAAUUCAGUCACAGAAUAGUUAGUAUAUAGCGGACAUACUCCAUACAUUAUAUAGUAUAUAUGUAUGUACAUAUAUACGAUUAUCGUAUAAGUAUUGAGCGUACGUGAAUUUAGUUUUCUAAAGACAAUCGUUGUUACUUUUAAAAUGAAAUGAAAUAUAGAAAGUCUAAACUAAAUAGUAGAAUGGAUAAGAACCGAAAAGAAUCGUUUGUCGUCUCACUGUCUAAUGAUAUACAGAUAUAAUAAUAAUAUAACAUUAUAUAUAGUAUAUUUUGUAACCGCUCCUUAGUGUAAUCGGAUUGUAAACUACUCGUACUCUCAUCAUCCAGUGCAUGCGUGUGUAUAUCUAUCCCGCAUUGAGGAAAUCAACCUUAAAUAUCAGUUCUAAUACAACAUAGAUCUCUAGCUAAAACUCGAGUAAAACUAACCCAUACACAACCACACACAACUUUUAUAACUAACCCCCAAAAAAAGAUAGCAUAAAUAUAAUUAAGUGUAAAAUCCAUCUAAACUAUCAUAAUUAUUAUUUCCCCUGUUCCAUUUGGUUGCAUCUCAAAAAUAUUAUGCUCAAAUUUGUGACAAUUACGAUGUCAAUUAUACCGAAAAAGCACGAAACAUUAUAGCCAGCUGGAAAAUCAAAAGAGCCAUCAAAUAUACACACAACUCUGAAUUGGUAUCAUCAUUUUCCCAUGUGUCGUUCAUUUUGUGUUAAUUAAGACCACAAUUUUGCGGCUGUCAAUUUGUUUGUUCAGGUUUUCAUUUAUUUUAUGUGAAAUUUGAAUUUCAUUCACUUCUCUCUCACCUGAAUCAGCACACUGGC
This is a messenger RNA of Drosophila subobscura, 7835 nucleotides long. RefSeq lists its product as uncharacterized. The transcript has 15 exons. Gene Ontology annotation, biological process: cGMP biosynthetic process; receptor guanylyl cyclase signaling pathway; protein phosphorylation. NCBI's taxonomy places the organism in Eukaryota, Metazoa, Arthropoda, Insecta, Diptera, Drosophilidae. The coding region runs from base 1180 to 6459 and encodes 1759 amino acids. The record is from RefSeq and is a predicted model, not a curated record. Gene Ontology annotation, molecular function: protein kinase activity; peptide receptor activity; ATP binding.